UUUAAUAUGAAUAAAGGAUAUAUGACAACACUCAAGAGUGAUCACGCCUGCAAGGCCGAGCCAUGCCAUCUGACUAAUUCAAAUUAAUUGGACUCAUUCUUCCCGCCUUCACCACCGUUGGAUUUUUCUCCACGUUAAAUGCUGAAUAUCUAUUUCCCCAGCUUUGAGGAUUAUGUGGUUAGGGCCCGAUACUACUACAGACCUCAAGCACUCCAAAUACAGGAUCCCCGUCGUUAGUCAAGCCCUUCAAGGUUGUGGAGGUUAAUUCGCUAUCAGGUUUGGAGGCCGGUUACCGUUCUUGCUAGUUGAUGGCGGAUGAGGCGUUUGUCAUAACAGAUCAGGAAAGACUUGAUCGCCUGAAUAAUGAAGCCAGAGAGAAAAGGAACAGAGAUAUACCCUUUACACCAGACAUUUCUCAGCCAUUUCAUAACUUUGUGGGAAAAAUUUUGGGAACUGAGAAACCUUACGAGACUGGACAUGGGUUCCCUCUAACUUACGCAUCUGGAGGGAACUUUCUCCACCGCCCUUUCCUAGAUUUCCCCGCCUUACAGAUGGGCACAUCAUGGUUUACGAUGCAGAAUGUUUUUAGUUCAAGAUUUUGCCAAAUCAUGGAGCGUGACUUCUUCCGCUGUGUUGCAAGAGUUGGCCUUCAAAAUACAGACAAGCAUUGCAAAAUAUACUGGGAAGAUUUGCUUGAAUGUCAGAACCAUGAUAAAGCUAAAAAAAGAGCUGUUAUGAUGAAAAAAGUUCGAGAGGUAAAGAAAAUGGAGCCAAUGGCCACUCUGCCGUACAGCGCAUUUAAAGACCCUGACUUCUGAUGACAAUUGACUUUCCAUGUUCAUUUCCAGUGAUAUUUAUGAAUGACAGUUUGUUUUAUUAGUGUAGGUCUACGUCCUCAAUUUGUGACUAGUAAAAUCUUGUCUGCUUCCCGUACUGUUCAACAAUAAAUGAAUUUAGCUCUCAAAGUAGUCUGAUAGAUACAUAUGUACACAGGGUUUUCUCAUUCAACUUACAAAAGACAAUUCAUCGUAAAGCUUCUAAGAUGUUGCAUAGAACAAGAAAUUCUCAGCCCAUUGUCGUAGUCUGCUUUUCAGCCAUAUCGACAAUAUAAUCUUGGCUACAGUUCGAUUAUCCAAAGUUCUGAAAUGGAAAUGUCGAAAACCUAAUGGGCUAACUGGCUGUCCGACCGAGUUUCCAGUGUAGUCUUAUCGGCCUUCAAAAAGAAUGGGGGACCCUUAUCUUUGAGCAUUAAGAUUUUACCAUGAAAAUUGAACUCACUAGAAAUUCUUUCGCUAUUCACAACAUGACCUAAAAACAGUGUUUUUUUAUUUUUGUAUCUUAACGGACAUCGUUAAUUGACGAAGUUAGAGUCGUACCCCUGAUACGUUGUUUUGUGACACCGUGAUUCAUGUAGCAUAUAACAUUAGACUAUGAAAACAUCGGUUGCCAAACAACCGUGUUAGUAAAUUCAGACUAUCUUAUUUAAGUUCUCAAAACAACUGCCAUCACUUGUCAAAGAUAAUGUGUAACAUGGCUUAGAAUUACUGCUUAUACGCUUACUACCUUUACCACUACGGGAUUUGAAUCGACAAUUGUAUCUGUGUGCUAAUGCAGUAUGGCAACUCGAACUGAUGUACGUACGUACGAAGUUCUGCGUUGUUACUGACUGACUGAGAAUAAAUUUUGAUUGCGUAGAUGUAUUUACUCCUCGCGUUCAUGUCUUCUCGUACUUUUUGUCUAUCAGCAUCAUCCCUUUUAAAACUAUAUUCUUUAGUAUUUAGCUCUCCUCAUUAUCAGUGAUAAUACCAUUAUUUGGGGUUUUUCACUAUUUCGUGAUUUUCACUUUGCCGUGCUGAUUUGGUCAUGAGACGUGGACCCACUGGGAUUUGUACCAAGCUCUGUGUCCGUCAUAACUGACUAACUUCGAUGCAUUCAUGAAGAAGGACGAAACAUUCUUUAUGCUCUGUUCAUCAUUCUAGUUUGAACUAUAAGUAGGCAUAAGUAAAGCAUUUAAUAGUCUUAUUUAUAUAGAUUGUUUUUGCAGGUAAAAAUAUUGGUCUUCGUAUUUUUUUUUUCAUCGCAUAACCAAAUACCUUGUUUUUAGUUACUAAUUUGACUAUUUGCAGAUCUCCCAGGUCGAGUUAAGCAGCUCCCUUGUACCUCGUUAAAAUAAGCUUGGAUCCAAUUACAUAGGCUGCAAAGCCUCAAAAUUACUUCUAAUCAUUAAACAUGCCAGACAAUCCCACAUUUAUGUUUAAAUUGGUUGUCGAUAUUUCGGUAUGAUUAUAGUCAUGAUUAUAAGGCGUAGAUUGCAUGGGCAUAGUACUGCCUAAGCUGUUUAAGUUCUCCCCUUCUGUUGCAUCGGUGCUUUACUUCCUAACUUGUGUUCGUGUUUAAUUACUGUAGUAUCAGUUUAUGGUACACCCCGAACCAUCAGUUGGUUCUUAUUAUGACGUUUCUACUUGUAAAACAAAACAAAAUGCAUUUUUUAUUUACAUUAAAGUUUCUGCAGAUAAAUCUAAGAAAUCUCAUGUUUUAUUUAUAGGAAAUUGACAACUAUUUAGAAAAUAAAAUAUCCGGAUUAUACACUAACCAUUAUUUCGACUUAUGUUUAGUAAAGGUGGUUAUUGAGGAUUUGUUUGGUUUUUGAGUGGUAUUCGUCACAGAUUGACUUAGGUUGUGCUACCAUUAAAGACCAUAAAGAACUGAUUAACUGUUUUGUUCUGGUUUCAUCCUUAAAAGUAGAGACUCAUAACCCACUCAGGCAUCAAAUUUAGGACCUACAAGUCUCUUUGAGAGGCUUUGAACACUAAUUCACUUAACUGGCAUCCAGUGGCAGAUGUUUUUUUCGGCUUCAUGAUAUGACUCGACGAUAUCUAGUCAGUCAGCUACAACGUAUGACCAGGCACAUGUAUGCAUCGGUCCAGGUUGCCAUA
Molecule: messenger RNA, 2936 nt
Organism: Schistosoma mattheei
Lineage: Eukaryota; Metazoa; Platyhelminthes; Trematoda; Strigeidida; Schistosomatidae
Source: the annotation of a GenBank genome assembly